AAGUGGGCAAAUGAAGCAAUAUUUACACCCCAAGUAAGAAAAGAAUAUUUGUAUGAUCAAUUGAGGAGGAAGGAAAGCGCUGAAACAUGAGCAAUUUCACGCCUUUGCCAGGGCGUUGGAGGAGAGGUGUUAGAGCCUAUGAUGCUCACACAACCAACACGAGUGAAUCCAACGAAGUGCUUGUGUAUUAUAGAUCUCACUCUACAAGGGUCAACCAGGAUGAGAGGAGUUCAGGUGUACUAGAUCCACUGCAGUGGUGGGAAGUCAGAACUCCUACAAGACACCACACUUUACCAAAUUUUCCAGCACAGCAACACAGCCACAGCAGGCAACAAACCAAUGUUCCCAAUGGGGACAUGGGAAGAGGCUUCAACCCUAGGCUAAGACAGAUUAUCCAGCAGCCACAUUCAAGAUCCACACUCCAAACAAGCACACAAGCUCCCCAAGUGGAAGAAAACACCAAACCAACAUCUUUGAGCAAGCUUAAGAAAGUGAUUUACAAUAACAACACUACCCCAAAGAGUUUAGCUAGGAGAGUGAGCUUAUACUAUAGAGAUAAUUCCAAUGCUUUGAAAGAGAGGGUGAAAGAAAAGGAUGAAGAUGGCAAGAGGUGUGCUGUUUGCUUGGAAGAUUUUGAACCCAAAGAAGAGGUGAUGCUCACUCCAUGCAACCACAUGUUUCAUGAGGACUGCAUAAUGCCUUGGUUAACAAGUAAAGGCCAGUGCCCAGUCUGUAGGUUUGUGAUUUGGGAGAGGGUGAACAACAACACUUCAUCAUCUUUCAACAGGAAUAAUGAUAUUGUUGCCAAUUUGGAACCUGGUGACCUGAUUGGUGGAGAGCUUUUGUCAAUUCUGAGGGCCAUGGAAGUGGCUUUUCACUUGGGGAGCAUAAAUUACACAUAAGAGUUUUACUAAAAUUAGUCUUCAUCGCAUCAUUAGUAAGAAUUUGCUUAAAGUUGGGGUGAAGGUUUGAUUUAAAAGUUUUUAUCAUGUAACUAGUGUUUUUUACCCGCGCGUUGCACGGGGAAUAUGUAUAUUAUAUUUGAUACA
Molecule: messenger RNA, 1049 nt
Organism: Lotus japonicus
Lineage: Eukaryota; Viridiplantae; Streptophyta; Magnoliopsida; Fabales; Fabaceae
Product: RING-H2 finger protein ATL64-like
Exons: 3
Coding region: 87-902 (271 amino acids)
Biological process (GO): ubiquitin-dependent protein catabolic process
Molecular function (GO): zinc ion binding; ubiquitin protein ligase activity
Source: RefSeq, a predicted model, not a curated record